GGGGUUUCAGCUUGGUUCUAUGAAAAAUGCCCGCUUCUGUGGAGCACUCGCUUCUUUUCCUGUUGCACUACUUUGUGUUCAUUCUGGCAGCCGGCCACGAGGAGCUCUCUGGCAGACUCCUCUCACUCUUUGCAGAGCAAGGUCACUUGUCCCAGUUCAGCUCAGAUGUGUCCAUUGUCCACCCAGUGAAAACCAGCUCUGAUGGACACUUCAUCUCCCACUCUCUGUCCCACCACUUCGAGAGUGGGAGAGUCAAGCGUGAACUACAACCCCUGUCCCCAGAAGGACACGUUUACUACCAGGUCAGCCACAAUGAACAGACUUUGAUGUUUAAUUUAACCAGAAACACUCACCUGGUGUCAGGUGAGUACAUCCUGGAGAGGAGGGGGGGCAACGGGACCGAGCACCAUCACUCUGACGGGAACUCGUGCCACCUUCUUGGCACUGUGGAGGCCUCUGGUGUUAGAGGGACGGCUGCCAUCAGCACCUGCAAAGGACUGAGAGGACUCUUCUUGCUUCCAGAAGGGCAUUUUUUUAUCGAACCCGUUGAGAAACCACUCGAUCAUCCUGCAGGAACCCCAGAACCACAUGUGAUUUAUCCAAGAACUGCUGAAGACAUCUACAGAAUAAAACGUGGCGCUGAAUCUGAACACACUCCCAGCCCCUGUGGAGUUCAAGAUGCUCCAAGGAACUCUCUCCAGGUGGAAAAGGAGAGGGAGGAAUGGGAGAGGGAGCAACAGAGGGGGGAGACCCAGUCCCGUUCGCAGCGUUCAGUCAGCCGAGAGCGGUGGGUGGAGACCUUGGUGGUGGCUGACUCUAAACUCAUCGAGUACCACGGCAGUGACAACGUGGAGUCCUACAUCUUCACCAUCAUGAACAUGGUAGCUGGGAUCUUCCAUGAUGCCAGUAUUGGGAAUGCCAUCCAUGUGGUUUUAGUGCGCCUCAUUCUGCUGCAAGGAGAAGAGAAAGGGCUGAAGAUCGUUCACCACGCUGACACCACUCUGUCCAGUUUCUGCUCAUGGCAGAAAAACCUGAACCCUCAGAGCGACACACACCCGGCUCACCAUGACCUGGCUGUGCUCAUCACCAGGCAAGAUAUCUGUGCAGGGAUGAACCAGCCCUGUGAGACUCUGGGUUUGUCUCAUCUGUCUGGAAUGUGUCAACCUCAUCGCAGCUGUAACAUCAAUGAGGAUUCAGGUCUACCUGUCGCCUUCACCGUCGCUCAUGAAAUGGGCCACAGUUUUGGGAUUUAUCACGACGGCCAGGGGAAUGACUGCGAGCUGGAAGGGAAACACCCGUUCAUCAUGUCCAGACAGCUGAUGUACGACAGCUCGCCUCUCACUUGGUCCUCCUGCUCCAAAGACUACAUCACACGCUUCCUCGAUCGUGGCUGGGGUUCCUGCUUGGAUGACCGUCCAUCUAAGAGAGAUCUAACCACUCCACUGGCUCGUCUUGGUGUUCGUUACACCACACACCAUCAGUGUCAACUCCAGUACGGUCCAAACGCCACCUUCUGCCCAGAGAUAGAUAACAUUUGCCAGGUUCUUUGGUGUUCAGUGAACGGAUCCUGUCGCUCCAAACUGGACUCACCUAUAGAUGGGACUCGCUGUGGUCCUGAGAAGUGGUGUAUCUCCGGAGAGUGUGUGAUUGUUGGAAAACUCCCUGAGACGGUGAACGGAGACUGGGGGCAGUGGAACAAAUGGUCUCACUGCUCCAGAACCUGUGGAACUGGAGUCCAGUCUGCAGAGAGAGAGUGCAACAAUCCCAAACCAGAGUUUGGAGGCAAGUACUGCACCGGAGAAAGGAAGCGUUAUCGGACCUGUAACACAAAACCCUGCAAGAACAAUAAACCAACCUUCAGAGAGAUGCUCUGCAGUGAGUUUGACACAGUGCCUUACCACAAUGAGCUCUAUCAGUGGAUUCCUGUUGCUAACCCAUUGAUUCCCUGCGAGCUCCACUGUCGACCAGUCGGUGAGUAUUUUUCUGAGAAGAUGCUCGACACUGUGACCGAUGGGACCCCGUGCUUCAUGAACAACAAGUCCAGAAACAUCUGCAUUAACGGAGUGUGCAAGGAGGUAGGUUGUGACUACGGUAUUGAUUCAAACGCGGUGGAAGAUCACUGUGGAGUCUGUCUGGGCGACGGCACAAGCUGUGAGACGGUUUAUAAGACGUUUGAUGAAGAAGAGGGUUUUGGGUACAGGGAUGUGGGGGUGAUACCUGAGGGUGCCCGCGACAUUCUGAUAAAGGAAGUGGAGGAGGCAGGUAACUUCCUGGCUCUGAGAAAUGUGGGGUCGGGCGAGUACUUCCUGAACGGCAACUACAUCAUUCAGUGGAACGGCGAGUACGAGGCAGGCGGGUCAACGUUCUACUACGAGCGAAGCGGGAACAUGGAGAACCUCACGACCCCUGGGCCUACCAAACAGCCUGUCAUGAUCCAGUUGCUUUUUCAGGAGAAGAACCCAGGUCUAAAGUAUCAGUACACCAUCAAGAAGACCAAAGAGACAGAAAAUGAAGUGACUGAACCUCUUUAUAUUUGGAGACACGGUGCCUGGACGGACUGCAGCACCACCUGUGGCUUAGGAGAACAACAGCAGCCUGUUCGUUGUUUUGAGGUAGACGUGGGUGUCGUGGAUGAAUCUCUGUGUGACCCAAACAGCCGUCCAGACGACAAACACCGCAGAUGUAAGAAUAUGGACUGCCCUGCUAGGUGGUGGGUGGGCGGCUGGCAGCACUGUUCAGCCACCUGCGGAUCAGAAGGAUUGAGGAAGAGGACGGUUCUCUGCGUGCGCACAGUUUCGAGGGAGGAACGAGUACUCCACCCUGUGGAAUGCAAGCAUCUACUUAAACCUAAACCUGUAGUGCCGUGCAACAGAGAUGUGCCAUGUGGGCAGGAAUGGGUUGUUGGCAGCUGGGAAGAGUGCCCCGUCACGUGUGGAGGAGGCAUUCGCUCACGCACUGUGUCAUGUGCACUGGAGCCCAAAAAGGCCUGUGACCUCUCAACCAAACCCAGAUCCAGAUCACUGUGCGGCUUGCAGAGUUGUCCCAACUCGGGUUUUAAUAGACGGCCCGGACUUCCCCCUGUUUAUCGACGCAUUUUCCCUCCAAAGACCCACCCUACUACUGGUUCUCCCUCGUGGACACCUACGAGCACCACACCUGCACCUAUAAGAACCACUGGAGAAAUUACAAGUGCUUUUAUUUCUACCACUAGAUCUCCUUAUCUUCCUGAACCCACAACCCCUGAAAUUAUAAAUGCAGAUGAUUAUAAGUUUAAUAAUGUGAUCAGAGAAAAUAAAGAAGACAAAAGAAAAGUUCAAUCCAUUGAACCAAGUUCUGCUGAAAAGGACAAAGUAAUAACUACUGUAGAGGAGGAAAAUUUAGAAGACAGAGAGGAAGGAAGUACUCCAGACAUGUGGAUGAACACUCCAGGAUUUGAUUAUGUUGUCGAGGACAGGACGAAAGAACACGAGAGGAUUAUUGAUUUGGAUUCUUUCACCAAAGUGACGUCCUGUACAAGUCAGACAGCCACACCAGCACCAGAAACACAUCCAUUUACCAUAACCACAACUACCCACAGUCCCUCGCUCACCAGUACUGAGACAUGGGCAGAGACAAGUCACUACUUAUCCAACCCCCACACAAAGUCAAACACCAGCCCAAACAGCCACUGGACACACCGGGUUCCCCUGACCACUCCCGUCUACAGGAACCACGCAGUCUUACCAAAAACAGUCUUCCAGAAAAAGCAAACUCCUGUUACAACUGCAAGGAAAACAUCCAGCACUGCGGCACCACCUCAGCCAGCGGUACCAGUUAGUAAACUAAAGAAAUCAGCUGUAACAGUCAGGAAAAACAGUCCCACCUCACGUGUCAAACAGCCCCCUGCAAAGUCCAAAGGCAGUCCAGUCAAGAGCCCAAACCAGCAACCGAGAAGCUCCAAGAGCGGUUCCACCGGUGGCCAAAGCAACCUGAUGGCCAGAGAACCAGUUAGCAUGAAUAAAUCCUGGGUUGUAGGAAACUGGAGUGAGUGUUCAACAACUUGUGGGAUUGGAGCUGUAUGGAGGACAGUGGUGUGCAGUUCUCAGAACGACGAGGACUGUGCCAACACGAAGAGACCUGAACCUGCACGAACAUGUCACCUGCAGCCGUGUGCCACUUGGCAAACUGGCAGCUGGAGCAAAUGUCCAGAUAAAUGUGGAUUAGUGAGAAGGAGUUACCGUGAUGUCCAGUGUGUCGAUUCUCAGAGUAAACGUGCCCUCAGACCUUUCCACUGCCAAGCUGUGUCUGACAGGCCUCUCAGUGCGCUGCUUUGCCCCCUAAAACCCUGUUUGAGCUGGAGCGUGUCACCCUGGGGGGCGUGCUCUGGCAGCUGUGACGAAGGCAUCAGGGAGCGGUUGGUGUUCUGCCCCGAGCCUCAUCGCUGCAGCUCCACUUUGAGACCAAACAGCUCAGAAGGGUGCAGAUUAACGCCCUGCUCUUACUGGAAGACUGAAGCCUGGGAGGAGUGCUCUGUGAGCUGCGGUGAGGGUCUGCAGCAGCGUGCGGUCACGUGCACGUCGAGUGAACAGGAUGGGACUUUAAUGCCAAACAGCCUCUGUGAGAAGAUUUCCAAACCAGAAACGCUCAGGAAGUGCAGCAUGCAGGAAUGCAAGAAAAAGUCAGUUUGCAGAAAGAACACCAUGUCCUCUCGCUUCUGCGACAAACUGAAGCUGUUGGGCCGCUGCUCGCUCAGGUCGGUCCAAAAACAGUGCUGCUUCACCUGCAGGGCGUAGCCAUCGCUGAACACAUCUGGACCGUCACCUCGAUA
Messenger RNA from Nematolebias whitei (Rio pearlfish), 4807 nucleotides. RefSeq names its product ADAM metallopeptidase with thrombospondin type 1 motif, 12 (gene adamts12). The coding region runs from base 27 to 4772 and encodes 1581 amino acids. Gene Ontology annotation, molecular function: metalloendopeptidase activity. Lineage: Eukaryota; Metazoa; Chordata; Actinopteri; Cyprinodontiformes; Rivulidae. The record is from RefSeq and is a predicted model, not a curated record. Gene Ontology annotation, cellular component: extracellular matrix. The transcript is spliced from 24 exons. Gene Ontology annotation, biological process: extracellular matrix organization; proteolysis.